Molecule: messenger RNA, 4461 nt
Organism: Struthio camelus australis
Lineage: Eukaryota; Metazoa; Chordata; Aves; Struthioniformes; Struthionidae
Source: RefSeq, a predicted model, not a curated record
UUUUACUUGGACCACUGCCGAAACUGCGGCCAAGAUCGGCUCUGAACUGGGGCCGCCUGCACCCGCGCUUCCAGCCUGCAGCUCCAGCACUGCUCUGCCACCCCCGAGGCUACUACUGCUCUCGCCGACCCUCCGUUUGAGGGUCAAACAGGCAAAUUGGUUGCUUCGUGAUCUUUCAAAAUGAGUGGUGAAGAGGAAACGUGGGAAAAACUAGACGCAGAAUUUGAUCACUGUGUUGUAGACAUGAAGCCACAUGUUCUAAGACUGCAGCAUAGGUCAGAACGUCAAAGAUGUGCAUUGUGGAUCAAAAAACUAUGCGAACCCUCAGGAGCAGGUGCAGGAAUUGUGGGUAGGAAGAAUCGGAACUUACAUGCAAAACUUCUGCUGCACAUGCUGAAACGAGGUGUACUAGAAGGUCCUUUUACUCAUAAACCAGAACCAGGGAUACUGAAAACUUUACCUUCAUAUAUGUCAAUUUAUUUUGAUGAACCAAAUUCAACAAGAGCGCGGAGUAGUAGCCCAGACUGUUUACCUGACUGGGUAAUGGGAGAACUAGGAAAAAGUGAGUCUAAGCAUGAGGAAUCAUGGAAGAUAUCUUCUAAAGAGGAAUCAUCUUUAGCAGCACCACUAACAUAUGGGGAAAGAUUCAAGUACAAUGGGACGCUAACAUUAAGGUCACAUUCUAUGAGUCCUCCUCACCAGAAAGAUGAAGAUAACCCAUCCACACCACUGUCUGAAUAUCAUCAUAAAAAAACCACUUCUUUGGAUGACAGUGACCUCGAAGCUCGUCUCAAUAGUUGGAAUCUUGGGCUAGAAAAUCCAAGAUAUUUGAGGGAGAAACCUAUGCCAGUGUCUUUGACAAAGCCUAAAAUGAGUUUAGGAAAAAAUAGCACUCUUCGUGAUGAACAGACACUAUUUCAAAUGCAUGAAAAGGAGCUGGAUAUGAAAAUAAAAAUAGUAGAAGCUAAAUUUCAUGAGGAAAAGCUUAAAUUACAGCAGAAGCAUGAUACUGAUGUUCAAAAGAUUUUGGAUAGAAAGAAUAAUGAAAUAGAGGUAUUGAAGACCCUCUACAAAACGAAGCAAAAUGAAGCUGAGGAAUCUAUUAGAAAACUGGAGAAAAAAGUUCAGACCCUCGUUCGCGAGUCACAAGUUGUCAGAGAAGCAAAGGAAAAGCAGAUUGUGGAGUUAAAGAAGAUGUGUGAGCAAAGCGCUGAUUCUUUGAACAACGAGUGGGAGAAAAGGCUUCACAAUGCUGUGGCUGAAAUGGAAAAGGAAAAGUUCAAUAUUCAGAAGCAGCACACAGAAAAUAUUCAAGAACUCCUUGAGGACACCAACGUUCGUCUUGGCAAAAUGGAGAAAGAAUAUUUGGAACAAAUAAAGUCAACUAACCAGAUGGUCAAAGAACUGGAGGCUCGCGUCCAGCAGUUGACGGUUGAGGCUGAAAAUAGUAAUUUACAGCGUCAAAAAUUAUCUCAAGAAAAGACUGAUGCAGAACAAUGUUAUCAGGCAGUAUGCUCUGAGCUUCAGGAAGUGAAAGCAAGGCACAGCUCACUUCAGAAAGACAGGGACCGUAUUGCACAAGAAUAUGAGGAGAACAUUCAGCAACUACAAAGUAAAUAUGAUGCUGAUAUAAAUUUUAUAAAACAGGAACAUGCUCUGUCUGCAGCUAAGGCAUCUAAUGUGAUUGAAGAAUUGGAACAUAAUGUGUCUCUACUAAAACAACAGUUACAAGAAUCAGAACAUCAAAGGCAGCAACAGUUGCAGGAUCAAGACUACAAAUUUCAACAGGAUAAACUUCACUUGGAGCGUGUAUAUGAGAAACAGAUUCAUGGCAUCCGGAAUGAUCUUGAUAAAGAAAGAGGGGAUGCUCAAAAGAAAAUUCGCAAACUGGAAGAAACUUUGAAGGAGAAGGAGGAGCAGCUGACUCGGGUGACAGAGGUACAGAGGCUGCAGGCCCAGCAGGCAGAUGCUGCCCUGGAGGAGUUUAAGCGGCAGGUGGAGCUGAACUCAGAAAAAGUCUAUGCUGAAAUGAAACAGCAGAUGGAAAAGGUAGAAGCAGAUCUAAGCAGAUCAAAAUCUCUCCGGGAAAAGCAAUCUAAAGAAUUCUCAUGGCAAUUGGAAGAGCUCAAGCAAAGAUACGAGCAACAGAUGGUGGAGCUGAAGCUGGAGCAUGAACAGGAGAAGACGCACCUAUUCCAGCAGCACAACACAGAGAAGGAUUGCCUGGUCCGAGAUCACGAACGGGAAAUUGAAAAACUGGAAAAGCAGCUCCGUGCUGCCAUGACAGAGCACGAGAAUAAAACUCAAGAAUGCCGGAAACGCGAUGCACAGGUUAUCUGUGAUAUGGAGACCCAAAUUCACAAGCUGAGGGAAGAGCUUGUGCAGGUAAAUGCUCAGCGGAAGCAGCAGCUGGUAGAGCUGAGCCUUCUGCGGGAAGAAGAAAAGCAGAGGGCAGCUCGAGAGCAUGAGACAGCAGUGAAUAAGCUUAAAGCAGAGGCAGAAAAAAUGACAUUAGACCUGAAGAAGAUACAUGCUGCAGAAACAGAGAAGGCCUUGGAAAAGGCAAGCGGCCGGCUGAAGCAGAUUGAGAAGGAGUACAGUCAGAAGCUGGCCAAAUCCUCGCAGAUCACAGCUGACCUUAAGACAACCAUUUCCUCUCUGACAGAGGAGAACAGCCGGCAGCAGCUUGCUGCAGAGCAGCGGCUCCAGGAAGUUGUACAAAAGUUUGAAGAUAAGAAGCAGCAGCUGAUUAGAGAUAAUGACAGAGCCAUCAAGGCCUUACGAGAUGAGAUGGAAAGUUAUCGCAUUCAGAUGCGAUCUGCAGAAAAGAAGCUGCAACACAGAGAGCUGGAGACCCAGGAGCAGAUGACACAUAUACGACAAGAAUACGAAACCAAACUCAAAGGUUUGAUGCCAGCAUCUAUGAGACAGGAACUUGAAGACACUAUUGUAUCUUUAAAAUCUCAGGUAAAUAUUCUGCAGAAGAGAGCGUCGGUCCUACAGGAAGAACUGGAUGCCUACCGCACCAGAAGGUAGCUGCUGGAGCUGCUGGAUUUCUUCAAUUGUCAGAUGGACUGCUUUGAAUAGGGCCUUCCUCUCAUUUUGAUCAAGACUGUUCCCAGCACUUCUGCCGAAAUCCGUGCGAGCCUUUGAUCUUGUUAUCAACGUGACCACCAGCGAGACUGCCGCAGCUUGCUGAGCCCACGACCGUGCAUGCAACAUCUCCGACUGACGAGGCUUUUGGCAGCAGCGCGUGUCGCCGAGGAGCGUCCCUGCCUGGAUAAUGAUUGCGACGCCGAGAUGCUCGGCCCAGCGGCGUAUGCGUUUGGCAGAGGUGGGAAGAGCAAACAGCCCGGGUCGUGCUCCGCUCUGCUUGCGCAGCGGGGAGCAGGGAGGAGAGAGUCUGCAGCCACCUCGUGAUGGAGAGGAGGGAGCUCGAGGUGCUCCUUUAUCUUGCCUCCUUAUUUUCCAACUACAUCUUCAUGAUCUUACCUUAGUUUUAAUAGAAGAAGCACUACUGAGUUGCAUUAGUAAAAUUAGCAUUAAUGGACUCUAUGCUCGGGCUGGCUGGGGCCCGGGCAGCAUUUCUUGACUGUGCCACUGCUUUGGUUUCCAUCCAUGAGGAGGCCCCUCCCGUUCCUCAGUGUCUCCCUAUGCACGUUGAAGGAUACAGACUUUGAUGUCCUUUUAAAGGACUUGCAGUUCAUGAAAAGCAUAAUGUCAAUUUAGGCGUUAUUAUUAUUGUCACUAUUAUUUCCUGAGGCUGAAGGUUUGAUUAGGCAGCAGUUGCUCCUCAUAUCACUCCUAUUUCUACAAAACAGCAUACCUGGAAGGAAUGGGCUGUAAAAGGCCACCGCUCAGGAGGCCGGGUUGUCUGCUUUCCUCCACAGAAACCGGGCUGGAUCUGCAGCGCAGGAUGUCAGUGGAGCUGCAAGCAGUUCGCACUCAACUUUUGAGAAAAUUAGCCUACUUCAGCAACCAGCAAGCAUCUCAGCAAGUUGCUGAAGACACAUUGCCUGACCUCUCCUGCCAGGCCCGCACUGUAUUAGGAGGUGACAGAGCUGGCCAAGUAGUCCUGGUGCAGGGGGACCAUCAGCAAGGGUGGCUUUGGCCGGGACGAGUGGCCCGACGAGGCUCUGGCAGCGCGAGGGGGAACCAAGCGCCUUGUUCAGACGUGCUGAGAAUACUCUUCCAAGGUGAAAAGACAAGGCUUAGGUCUCUCAGCUUGAUUGUACCCAUAAAUGACUGUAGCUAGGAGAGCUGAACAGAGCAGCCCUGGCAUCACCUUCAGAGCCUUAAGGUUGCCAGCACUCGGCCUAGCUUUCUGCAGGGAGACAACAACCUGGAGACAUCACUUCGGAGCAAGACACCAGUGAAGUAACGGUCUUGCAGGCCCUUUUCACAUCUUUUUUCUCUACCUGCUCCAAAAAAGCUCUCUCUCUCUCUCUCUCUCUCUCUCUC